Messenger RNA from Hydractinia symbiolongicarpus, 2111 nucleotides. Its product is annotated as asparagine synthetase [glutamine-hydrolyzing]-like. Gene Ontology annotation, cellular component: cytosol. The transcript has 3 exons. The record is from RefSeq and is a predicted model, not a curated record. The coding region runs from base 158 to 1819 and encodes 553 amino acids. Gene Ontology annotation, molecular function: asparagine synthase (glutamine-hydrolyzing) activity. Lineage: Eukaryota; Metazoa; Cnidaria; Hydrozoa; Anthoathecata; Hydractiniidae.
UGGUUGUUUUUCAGAUCUUUUCUUCUGAGAUGAAGCACGUUGGUGGUAAAUACAGUUUUUCAUUCAGACAGGUGAGAGUACGAAUCGUGGUUGUUUGAAAAAAAAAGAAUAGUUCUGCUACAAGGCUAAUCAAAGGUUAACCAACAGUUGAUGCGCGAUGUGUGGCAUUUGGGCGUUGUUAGGAUACGAUCACAGCGUGUCAUCUGAGUUACAUCAUGCAUUGCAGAUCGCCCACCGUGGACCAGACUUUUUUCGUAUAGAAACUAUUCCUCAUUAUAAUCACUCAUUCCUGGCGUUCCAUCGGCUCUCUAUCAUGGAUGAUUUAACUGGUCAACAACCAAUGCGACUGUACCAUCUACCCCAUUUACAUCUUAUGUACAACGGAGAGAUCUAUAACCACAAAGAACUCAUUGCAGAAUACGAUUUUGAAUGUACCACUAAAAUGGAUGGCGAAGUCAUUCUUCAUCUCUAUAACAAGUUUGGCAUUGAGAAAACUUUGCAGUUAUUGGAUGGUGUUUUCGCUGUUUCUAUUUUCGACACACUUAAAGGGGAAUUUCAUAUUGGUCGCGACACAUACGGUGUACGACCUUUGUUUGUGCUUCGUCCUCCAUCUGGUGAGCUUGGAGUUUCCUCUGAAGCUAAAGGGUUAAUUGGCCUAACAAAAAGUGAUGGGGACAUCAUAAAAAUUCAGCCCUUUCUACCUGGACAUUACGCUACGUUCAAGGUGUGUAAAAACACUGGAAUGACCAAAUUAAUUGUUGAAAAAAGUUUCACAGACGUUGACAUGCUGCCAGUUUUUAAAACAGCCGUCACAUUAACAAGUGACGUCAAGGAGAACGUUCGUAAUCUUUUGACUGACGCCGUACGAAAACGCCUGAUGGCGGAACGCAGAAUCGGGUGUAUGUUAUCGGGCGGUUUGGAUUCCAGUUUGGUUGCAGCACUUGUUGUUAAGCUUGCAAGGGAACAAGGUUUUGCUUAUCCAAUCCAAACAUUCUCAAUUGGAUUACCAGGUUCGCCAGAUCUCAUCGCUGCAAAGAAAGUUGCUGAUAUGCUUGGCACAGAGCAUCAUGAGGUAACCUUUUCAGCAGAAGAAGCAUUUGCGUUGUUGCAUGACGUCACAUACGCAUUAGAAAGUUACGACAUCACGACAAAUCGUGCGUCAAUACCGAUGUAUAUGCUUAGUAAGUAUAUUCGACAAAACACCGAUACAGUCGUGUUGUUUUCUGGCGAGGGCGCAGACGAAUUGGCGCAAGGGUAUAUCUACUUUCAUAAAGCGCCCACAGCAAACGAUGCACACGAAGAGUCAAAACGAUUGUUACGAGACUUGUAUUUAUACGACAAUCUACGAGCAGAUAGAGCUGUGUCCGCUCACGGGCUAGAAUUAAGAGUUCCUUUCUUGGAUAAAAAGUUUUGUUCUUAUUACCUAUCAAUUCCAAAGGAAAUGGUGCAACCACAAGAUGGUGUGGAGAAGCACCUUUUACGCUCCUCCUUCGACGGUUAUUUAACAGAUUUUUUACCUAGUGAAGUAUUGUGGCGUGCAAAAGAAGCCUUCAGUGAUGGUGUAUCAUCUGCAAAAGACAGCUGGUCAGUUCAAUUGGGACGCUAUGCAAAAUCAAAAAUAACUGAAGAAGAAUUGACCAAAGCUAAAGAAUUUUAUCCCGUGAAUACGCCACAAACUUACGAAGCUCUCUUUUUUAGAAAGUCAUUUGAAACGAAAUUCCAAGGUCAAACUCAUUUAACUCCAUAUUUUUGGAUGCCGAAAUGGAUGGGAAACAUAAGCGACCCAUCUGCAAGAGUGUUGAAACACUACAAACAAUAAGAAGCAAAAGAAACUUCGUAUUUUUAAUGCACAAUGAUUGAGUAUGAUGUGGUGACUUUCGAAAUCACACUCUUUUAUUGCAAGCAUAGGAUAUUAUGAGCCGAGGCUUAAUUUGCAGAGUUUCUUUUCUCUACAAUACUUUUUUUUAAAAAUCAAUUUUAAAAAUUUAUUUGGUAAGAAAAUAAGAUUUUUAUGACAGAGUUUUAAAUUUUUGUAUUUGACUUUCUUUUUACUUAAGUUUAUUCUAAAUCUACCACUUUACCUUAAUUGAAAAAUAUGUUUUCUUCUUGAA